Molecule: messenger RNA, 2433 nt
Organism: Sipha flava (yellow sugarcane aphid)
Lineage: Eukaryota; Metazoa; Arthropoda; Insecta; Hemiptera; Aphididae
Product: solute carrier family 15 member 2-like
Exons: 17
Coding region: 266-2356 (696 amino acids)
Biological process (GO): transmembrane transport
Cellular component (GO): membrane
Molecular function (GO): dipeptide transmembrane transporter activity
Source: RefSeq, a predicted model, not a curated record
AUUUAUCGCAGCACACUUGAAGGACGCUCACGGUACAUCGGUUGAAAACCACUGUAUUAGAGGAACCACUAAGGUCAAGCUUAUACGUUAAGUAGUUUAUGAGGUAUAGCGAUCAGUGAGUUUCUUUCGAUGGUCUCCGGAUUCAUAAUUUCUAUAAUUCCAUACGACACUGCAAUGGUCCAUUUCGUGAAAAUGGCAUAGCGAAUCACCCCAAAAAUAAUAAAUAGUGUUUAUUUAACGUAGUGAGGUUUAACUAAAAAACAAAAUGGAACACGUCGAUGCAAAAAUGAAAUAUCCGAAGUCCACAUGGUUUUUAAUUGUUUAUAAUUUAUUCGAAAAAUUUACCUUUUUUGGUUACAAAACUAUUUUAGUGUUAUAUUUGAUGAAAACAUUGAACUUUAAAGACGAUCAGACAAUGAUCAUAUACCAUAGUUUUAUAUGUCUGACAUUUAUAUGUCCAUUGAUCGGAGCAAUCUUAGCAGACUCAUUUUGGGGAAAAUUCAAAACAAUAUAUAGAUUUUUAACAAUAUAUAUCUUAGGAGGCGUUACACUCACUGGUGCUUCAAUAGUAGAUAUGUUUGGUAGCGACAUUCAAAAGUAUAUUUCAAUGAUUGGGUUAUUUUUAAUAUACAUCAGUGCUGGCAUCAUAAAACCAUCUGGUUUCACUUUUGCGGGUGAUCAAUUCCAAUUCCCUCAACAGCAACAGCAGUUUCAACAUUAUAUUAUAAAAUUCAUAAUGUCUUUGGAAAUCGGUUCGGUAUUAUCGUCAUUCCUGAUGCCUGAAUUAAGACACAGCGUACAUUGUUUUGGAAAAAGCUCGUGUUUUCCUUUAGCAUUUGGAGUAUUAGUCUUGACAGAGUUAAGUGCACUAGCUGCAUUACUGUCGGGUGGAAACUUGUACGUGAAAAAGAAGCCGGAACGCAACGUCAUCACGAGAACGUUCGGUUGCAUAUUCUACGCGUUGGGCAAAACGUUCACGUCGGGCACGUCGCGCGACAACGUCCGAUUUCUCGACCGCGCCAAACCCGAGUACACGGACGAGGAGAUAGCGGACACCAGGAGUGCCCUGAACGUGAUCACCGUGUUCACGGCGUACCCGGUGUUUUGGGCGCUGAACGAACAACAGACUUCACGAUGGACGUUGCAGGCCACGUUGAUGAACGGUCGUUUCGACUUCAUGAAUUGGACAAUCAAACCCGAUCAGUUCCAUACCAUCUCUCCAAUGUGUGAACUGAUAUUCCUCAUACUGUUCGACGGCACGCUUAACCCGUUGCUUGCAAAGAUUGGUAUACGAAAAUCCUUACAGAAAAUCACAUUGAGCGGUUUUUUAGCGACCAUGGCGUUUAUUGCUGCUGCUCUACUGGAAUUCAGAAUUCUAGGUAUCAGUACUGUUAUACCUGCUGGGGAAGGACGUCUUAAUAUUUACAACGGGUACGAUUGCGACGUACAUGCACGUUCGCUAUCAUUAAACGUUGAUCGUAUUAUACAACCCCUUGGAAUGAUGAACGUUAACUAUGCGCUUGUUUCUCGAGAAGACGUCUUUGAAAUCAUUUUAAAAUUCGAUCGGGAAUGUACUUUUGUUCCCGAGAAUUUCGAGUUGAAUACGACUGUCACAGUUUCCGAGGGGAAAGAAAUAUCAUAUUACUUGACACGAUUAAAUACAAGCACAAUCACAUUAAACCGAGUUGGUGAUUACGAUAAUUAUAAACAAAACAAACAAGGAAAUCCAAGCUUGAGGGUUUUGAUUGACGAUAGUUUUGGUUUCAACGAUAAUAUUUCAUUAAUCAGUAGCAAUGAAAAUCGAAAUUCAUAUUCGUUUUCUCCAUCCCAACGAAUGCAUUUCAAUGAAGUACAUAUAGGAAAAUAUAAUUUAUGGCAGAAUGGACAAAUGACACCCACGUCCAUGGAAAUGAUUCCGGCUACAUUUUACACAAUCACUUUACAAAAAAAUGGCAACAGAACGGAUAUUAAGCUUUUUAGCAAAUACAAAGGCAACUAUUUACAUAUAUUUUGGCAAUUUCCACAAUAUUUUUUUAUGAUCUCAAGUAUUACGAUUUUUGCAGUCACCAGAUUAGAUUUUACAUUUACCGAGGCUCCGAUAAAUUUAAAGACUUUCAUGUAUUCAUUUGACUUAUUAACCAUGGCGGGUGGAAAUUUGUUGGUUGUUAUAAUAUCAACUAUAUCAAUUAAAAAUCAAGCAUUUGAAUACCUUUUAUAUUCCGGACUUAUGUGCGCUGAUUCGUUGAUAUUAGCUUAUUUCAGUGUUGCCUUUCAGAGUACCAAUAGUGCAACAACAAAAACAAAAAAUGAAAAUAUAAACUCCCUGAACGAAGCCGAAGUCAAUAGUAUAUUGUGAUAAGAUUUUAUUGAAAAACAAUUUUAUCGAUUUAAAUUUAACAUGAUGAAAUGCAAGAAAUAAAUAUUUAUAUAAAA